Molecule: messenger RNA, 504 nt
Organism: Beta vulgaris subsp. vulgaris (sugar beet)
Lineage: Eukaryota; Viridiplantae; Streptophyta; Magnoliopsida; Caryophyllales; Amaranthaceae
Product: nifU-like protein 2, chloroplastic
Exons: 2
Coding region: 1-456 (151 amino acids)
Biological process (GO): iron-sulfur cluster assembly
Cellular component (GO): chloroplast stroma; mitochondrion
Molecular function (GO): iron-sulfur cluster binding; iron ion binding
Source: RefSeq, a predicted model, not a curated record
AUGGCAUUUAAGAUUAGGAAUAUUGUCUUUCUAAGUCUUCGAAUUCUUCGAGGAACGUUUCAAAGUCAAAGUUCUUGUCCAAUAACUGAAUGUUUAUCUUUGUUAAGUGUUAGAGCUGUUACCACUCCUAAUUCAGCUCUGGAGCUGCCCCUAACUGAGGAAAAUGUUGAAACUGUACUAGAUGAAGUGCGGCCAUACUUAAUGGCUGAUGGGGGUAACGUUGCCAUACACGAAAUUGAUGGUAAUGUUGUUCGUUUGAAGUUACAAGGAGCAUGUGGAUCAUGUCUGAGUUCUGUGACGACCAUGAAAUUGGGUAUCGAGCGCCGGCUUAUGGAAAAGAUUCCUGAGAUAGUUGCAGUUGAAGCAGUUCCUGAUGAAGAAACUGGCCUUGAGCUAAACGAAGAAAACAUAGAAAACGUAUGUCUUGAUCCCAAGUCAUUAUUUUCAAAAAAUUAGAUCAUAUAUUGGUACUUAAUUUCCUCGAUAUUUUAUCUGUUAUUUAAU